Molecule: messenger RNA, 1180 nt
Organism: Aspergillus novofumigatus IBT 16806
Lineage: Eukaryota; Fungi; Ascomycota; Eurotiomycetes; Eurotiales; Aspergillaceae
Product: C2H2-type zinc finger protein
Exons: 4
Coding region: 123-851 (242 amino acids)
Biological process (GO): regulation of transcription by RNA polymerase II
Cellular component (GO): transcription regulator complex; PcG protein complex
Molecular function (GO): DNA-binding transcription factor activity, RNA polymerase II-specific; RNA polymerase II cis-regulatory region sequence-specific DNA binding
Source: RefSeq, a predicted model, not a curated record
CGUUGACAAGCAAAAGUACUACGGCGUCCCACUGACAGAUGUCCUCUGUGCUCUGAUCCUUAUUAACCAUUGAUUUUCCCUUGCCCCUUAGGAGUUUGUCUCCGAUAAAUCAGAUUACGACCAUGGAAAUGACCCCGAUGAUGCUCGUGCCCAGCUUAAGGAAGUUCAAGUGCCCCUGGGCGCACUGUGGAAAGUCCUUCAACCGCAAGUCCGACCUCUGCCGACAUCACCGCAUCCACACCAACGAACGACCGUACCACUGCACUAUCAAAGGCUGCAACAAGAGCUUCGUCCAGCGCAGCGCGCUAACCGUCCACUUCCGCACGCACACCGGCGAACGCCCACACGUCUGCGACUUUGCCGGCUGCGAGAAGGCCUUCUCAGACUCCUCAAGUCUAGCCCGCCAUCGGCGCACCCACACCGGCACAAAACUGUACAAUUGUCCAGAGAGAACAUGUCACAAGAGCUUCUCCCGCAGAGAAACACUAGCGAACCAUCUCCAACGCCAUCAUCCGGCCAUCAUGGGCCGGGAAUAUCCGCAGUCGCAUACGCAUACCUGUGAAGACGCAGCUUUCACGGAAUCUCCAUACCAGACUAUACUGCCGCUGGCGACGAAUGGGACGUUCGUCCCUGCGUUCUACAUGCAGCAUGACCUUCCCGUGAGCUACGCGACGACACAACAGAGUAUACCGCUCCAAUCGGCCUUCCCCGUGGCGAUGCAGGAGAUGCAGUAUUCGCUCUCCAGCGAUUCUCUACAGCAGUUUCAGAACCUCGGGAUUGUGGGGCUCACAGAUCGUCGCGUAUUAGAUUAUAGACAGGGGCUGAGCAAUGGUUAUGAGUUCUCUGGGUGAAGGUGGGCAUAUGAUGGCGCAGUUUAACUAGGGUUGGGGCGUUUUGGCGAUGAUUCCGGUCUUCUGGUGAGUAGGACGGCUUUACUUUGUACUGGGUGUUUAACUGGAUCAUGCGCAGCGGGCACAUAGAGGGUUGGGAAAAGUCGGAUAAACUGGAUCAUUUAUCCAAGGAGUCGAAAUUGUGGUGAUUCGGUGCAUUGAGGAUUGGAAACUCCAGGUUCGGUGUCGUAUUCAGGACCAGGCAAUACUCAGCCUCUAAAUAGUGGCUAAAGACGAAGUAGUAAGGCAGCUUAGUCGCUGUAAUCGCGUUUCGUUCUCUCGUGGUCUAG